Molecule: messenger RNA, 564 nt
Organism: Cuscuta campestris
Lineage: Eukaryota; Viridiplantae; Streptophyta; Magnoliopsida; Solanales; Convolvulaceae
Source: the annotation of a GenBank genome assembly
GAUAUUUGCACAAUCUUCCCACAGGACAGAGAUCUCGCAUCCUUCCAAAACCACCAAUGACCAUCCAGGAAGUGAUGCCCCACACCUCAAAAUGGUGGCCUUCAUGGGAUACGAGGAAGCAUCUCAACUACAUUAAUGCAGAGACAUGUGGGGUAUCUCAUAAAGGGGAGUUGGUGCAGAUGGAAGAUGUGCAGAAGCUGGCCAGUAACAGGCUUGAGGUCUUGGUUAAAAAGUAUGGAGGGUUCGAUUUCAUAAUAUGCCAGAACCCUUGCACUUACGCUCAAAAAGCUGACAUGGCUGCUGACAUUGAUGGGCCCGCAGGUUUGGAUUUCACAAUGUUCUAUGAGUUUGUACGUGUAGUGCAACGAGUAAGGAGUAAGAUGGACAGGAGCUGAUGGCCCGCUUAACUUCUUCCAAUGGCGUAACAAACUAAAAAUGGCUUGUGUACUCAUUAUUAGCUUGUAUUGUGUCUUUACUCUUGUGCUAUGUGUAAUGUAUGAUCUUCUGUCAAAGUGUUGAUUAUUUUAAAUGUUAAAUUGAAUUGAAUGAAUAUUUUGCAUUUUU